Osmia lignaria (orchard mason bee) is the source of this 5137-nucleotide messenger RNA. Its product is annotated as RNA-binding protein 38. Gene Ontology annotation, molecular function: mRNA 3'-UTR binding. Lineage: Eukaryota; Metazoa; Arthropoda; Insecta; Hymenoptera; Megachilidae. The record is from RefSeq and is a predicted model, not a curated record. Gene Ontology annotation, cellular component: cytosol; nucleus.
GGCGGGCAGCACGGUAACAGCAAACUUAAAGGCAGUUCGGUACUCGCACGUGGGUCUUCGUUCGUGUUGGAUGUGUGCGCGCAGGGAACAUCGCCAAUUGCAAAGGACGUCGUCAGUUACCACGUACGUGUCAUAAAUAGUGUUUCGGGCCGGAUAUUAAUUUGAUCGGAAAACCGAAAAACCUACAAAAUUUCCGGACUAAUUUAUCUCGCGGUAACUGAAGUAACCGAGUUGUCUCUGUGCAUUGUUAACGACGACUUUUACUAUUAAUAGAUACAUAGAUAUAUUUUGUUAGCUAGUAAAAGAAAUAGAGUUACGUUGUUAGUGUGAUUUUCUUCCUGGUGAUUUUCAUUGGGAUUAACGACAACAUUAUAGUGCAUCUAGUGACAGUGCUCCAAAAAGUUAGAGGUACCCAAAACACUAGUCGCCUAGAUGCUGUUGAGCCUGUGACGUAGUUAGCGUUGACCCAGGUAACGAGCAAGGUGUCAAAAUUGAGCAAGUCGUUCUCUCGUCCGGCGGUGAUCUCGCCAAAAUUUGGAGGAUGUUGAUGCCUGGUGCCGCUGGUCUCAGUGCCGUCGGCGCUGUGGGUGCCGUCGGGGCGCCAGGGCCGGACGAGCUGGUCUCGGGCCUCGGUGCAUUAGCCGGUACCACGCCUCAACAAAAAGACACUACAUGGACGAAAUUAUUCGUCGGAGGUUUACCUUAUCACACCACCGACAAAAGCCUUAGGGAACAUUUUAACGUAUACGGUGACAUCGAGGAGGCUGUUGUUAUCACCGACAGGCAAACCGGCAAAAGUAGGGGAUAUGGUUUUGUGAUCAUGGGGGACAGACCAGCAGCGGAGAGGGCGUGCAAAGACCCAAACCCCAUAAUCGAUGGUCGCAAAGCAAACGUCAACCUGGCGAUUCUUGGAGCUAAGCCCAGGGGUAAUCUGCAAGCGACAUUCCCGUUCGCUGCUGGCAUUCGAGCUGGAUAUCCCGCAGUUCUUCCUGGUCAAUAUGGGGUGCCACCGGGUUACGUGUACCAGUCGCCAUACUUGGCGGCUGCGGCGCCAGGUGGUUUGGUGCCACUUCCGGCUACGCAGUUGACUCAUGCAGCGGCGAUGGCAGCAGCGUCCCAAUUCUACGAGUAUCAAAAUGUCGCCGCAGCGGCCGCCAGUUAUCCAGGAACAUCGUACAAUUUCGCUGAGGCUUAUCCUUAUACCAGCGCCGCCGCGGCUGGUAUGUGUUUGAAAAGUGUCCAGAGCAAGGACAGCAACGGGCUGAUACACCACCACCAGCAGCACACCGGUAGCAGCCCUGCGGUGCUGGCACAACAACGAUUGGAGAAAGCUCUCUUGCCACCCUUUCUGCCGUCCGUGCUACGUAGCAACGCGAAUGCAGCAGCGGCAAGUUACGUGACACCGUACACGUAUGCAACGUUACCAGGUGCAGCAGGAUUGCCAGCAGCAGCAGCUGCAGCUGCAACGGCAGCGGGUGCAGCCUUCCCAGGACUCCCAUAUCAAACGACACCUCAAGAAGCAAGAUUGCAGUAGAGACUAUGAUCAGUCACAGACAAGAAAUCGGCACCAUCGAAUAUGCGAUGCAAAAUAUCAUUCUUGCCGUACAAAUUUCAGCUCUCACCUGGUUACCUGCGUCGAGAUCUAUCUUUUUCUUGUCUCUAUCGACGAUCAGGCAUUAUUCGGUGUGAAGGUGCCAUUUUGUUUCAACCGUUGGGAGCUUCACUCCACGUUUUCACGAGUUAAUUAUAGAAACGGCGCAUAAAAUGACGGACAGAGAAGGAAAUUCGUGGAAACAACUAGCGCCACUCAUGAGGGAGUAACAUUAAUCCUUGUUCAUUUAUUUGGAUGAAUGUUUUUGAGCUUAUAGAAUGAUCCAAUAUAAAGAUAAUAAUGUACUGUAUUUGUGCUUAGCCAUCUUUUAAGGGUUUAGUCUUACAAUUUAAAAAAAAUCAAUUUUUGUGGAAUGAGCAAUGGGUCUGAACGAAUUUCUCCCAUUUUGUUUUUUACAUAUAAAAGAUAGAGAAAAAUGUUUCUAACAAAAAUUUUAUAGUAUAAUAAAUACUACAAGAUUGCAUUAACAAAAUUUUGAAAAAGAUAUUUUUAAUGUGGAUUUAUAUGUAUGCGAAGAAAUGGGAAAUUGUUAAUUUGACUUUGAGGUUAGGUUCCCAGCCGUAAAUGGCAAUUGGGCACGAAUAAGGCAUAUCAUCGUUCUUAUCUCGGACCAUUCUACAUCCAUUUAACCAGACGAGUCAGGAUAUGUUUACAAAUUUACGCCCUCGACGUAGGACCGGAGCUCAGUUGUUUCCAGUUCUUCAAACGUUACGGUCGAGGUUUGUGUACUAUGUACCGGGUCUGCUUCGAGCACGUGAAUUUGUGCGCAUUUACUGUCUCGUCUCGUUGGAUAGAGUAUAUAAAGCCAGAAAAUUUCAAGAAAAAUGAUGAAUAAGGAUUUGUGAUGUUCCUUUGUCAGAAUCGACUCGCAAUUUCUUGCUAACUUAACUUCUAAAUCCUCUCCACUUUUUAAUCUUCCUUUCCACGUUCUCCUUUAUAGAGGGCCAAACUUGGCACGUCUAGGCCAACGUACUUCGAUAUACAAGACGAAUACGUAAUGUCGUUAGAGUUAUGAUUAAUUUAUAAUUAAACGGAGCACGAUGGGCAAUAGAGGCUUUCAAUAGACGCGCGGACAUUUUACGAACGCUAGAUUCCUUGUAAUCGUGAUUGAAAUUUACACUCUGUUAGGUUGAAGUUGAAGUUCCUUCGAGGGAAAUGAGUUUAAUCAUUGUACAGGCAAAUUGGAAAACUGAUCCGUAUUCAGAAUUGAUACUGUCGAUAACAUAAAACGAAAUGAUUUAUUAUAAUUGUAACUUUGUUACAAUCUUCCAGAAUGAGAAAUUUAACACUGGAUAUCACUUCUGAAUAUUGGUCGAAGAAUCUGAAUAUUUUGCGAGUUUGAAUAUAUAGGGUGUUCCAAAAUUUCUGUAGGAAACAAUGUUAUACAAGGUGUUUCAUUUUAAUCAAUCCAUGCAAUUAUCUCUUAAAUUUUUCUUUUUUAAGAAGAUCUUUUAGAAUAUUUUCUAUUUUGUCAGAAAAAAAUUGGAACACCUUGUAUAAUUAUUUCAAGCUCAAUCUUUUUUUUUAUAUCCAUGGUCACAAAUACUUAUCCGGUAUAUAGGUUCACGAUCAACAAAUAUUCACGGUGAUUGUUUAAACGAAAAAAGGGACGUUCAGAAAUUCUAAAUAAACAGUGAUCGCGUUUAGACCAAUGUUGCCUUAGAAUCGCGUACGAGCGAGAUCAUCAAGUGUCUUAGGAACAAUGCCUUUGCGUGAUUUAUAGACAUUAUUUAAACGAACUGAUCAGCGUAUCGUAGUACGAAUGUAACGAGGACCAACGGACGAACGAAUUGAUAUUUUUAAAUAAAAUAUUUAUAAUCAAUAAAUCAAACAUUGACACAUAUUAUAAAACUAUGAAAAACUUUACAAUUACACAAAACUGUAGUUUUUCGGUUAUACAUGUAAAAUUUGUUGAAGGUUUGUAAAUAAUAAUUACAAACAUUUUAUCGAUUACUCAGCAAUUUAAUUAAUGCUACUAAUGGAAGAUUAGUAGAAUUUAUUGAUAGUUCCUUAUUAAGGCUGUAGUAAAAAAUUGUCUCAAUUUUCAAUAAUUUAUUCUUAACAAAUGCCUGUGUUCAUCAGAAUGGAUUUUGACACGUUACGUUUACGCAAAUAGACGCACAUGUAUGUACACACUCACAGUUCGUAGGCUUGUUUAAGUUACACGUUCGGUUAAAUUUAGAAAUUCAUACCAAAACAUUGCCAAACACGUCUCUUUGUAAUAUGUAUUCUAAAUACGGAUCGAUUCCAUAAAUUACUAACUCGUACGCAAAAAUAGCCACUUAUCUAGCGUUACGAGGAAUCUUGCGACGCUAAGAAUUCGUUCGUCCAUUUUUACAAGUGAUCUGGUGCCUUAAUUAGCACGGUCGAAUAGUCUUUAAUGGUUAAGAAACUAGUCAGCGAUUCGUUAGCGCGAUGUUAUUCGCUAACACGUGUACAGGGGGUGAAACCAGGGCCGAGUUUUAAGGGGAGGUCUGGGGUAGGGGCUACGGUUCCGGUCCCCACUUUUCGAGGGGCUCCUUUAUAAGCCUUCCAUUUAAUAUAUCGAGAAAUAUCGAUUGUAAUCUCUUUUCACUGUUGCCCUUUUUCAGUACGAUUAAAUGUUAUUUAAUUUUAUUUAGUAUAAAUUUAAAUUUUUCUAACACGUUUAUCAACCAAGGAGGCCCUUGAAGAUUUGAUAGCCCCGGGUCUCAGAAAUCUUAAUCCGAUCCUGGGUGAAACUAAAAAAAAAAAAGAAUGAAAUGAAACAGAAAAUGAGGAAAAAGGAUAAUUAACUAGGAAGGAAGAAGGUUAGACGAAGGGUCAGGCUAUGAAGAAUAAAAUGAGUCUGUCUAGUCUUAAAUCCUUCGAAAUCGUAGAUUGAAGUUAACUCGGUUCAUUAGGAUGUUAAGUUAGGCGUUAAUGAAGCAGAGAAGAGAAAACCAAAAGUCUUGUAAAAAGUUAGCGAAGGAGAUGCUGUUAGGAAGGCUUAGUGUUAAGUAUUAAUUAUUAUAUAAUCGUUUAAAUAAGAUAAUAGGAAAAUAAAUUAAUGCUAUUGAUAUAUUAUUAUUAUUUUACUAUUUUAUUAUUAUUAUUAUUAUUAUUAUUACUUAUUAAUAAUUAUUACUAUUGAUAUUGAUGAUAUUAUUGUCAUUAUCGAUUAUUCAUUAUUAUUGUUCAUGUACUUAAUAACGAAGCGAAGAAACCACGUGAUCGGUCGAAUUUAUUAGGAAAGAAGAAAAAGGAAAUCAGAAAAUCAUAAAGAAAAACGAGGUGCCUACGAUCCUUUUGAAUAUUCUAUACUCUUAGGAUUAACGGUUGUAAUAUAUCGUCUGUUAUUUUUAAUAAUAUUAAUUAUAUAUUAUGCAUCCUAUCGAUAGAUUAACGAAAGGAAACUAAAUAUGUAUAUUGUCUCUAAGAGAAAUAAAAAAAAGGAAUGCGAACUCGUCUUGAUCUUAAACGAUAGAUCGUGACUAUUGUUGUCUGUUGCUUUCGCACAUCUGAACUCUGCGAGACGACGAAACACGAAUUUUGAUUACCGAAAAA